This is a messenger RNA of Zingiber officinale, 1341 nucleotides long. Its product is annotated as protein FAR-RED IMPAIRED RESPONSE 1-like. Gene Ontology annotation, biological process: regulation of DNA-templated transcription. The record is from RefSeq and is a predicted model, not a curated record. The transcript is spliced from 5 exons. The coding region runs from base 1 to 1341 and encodes 446 amino acids. NCBI's taxonomy places the organism in Eukaryota, Viridiplantae, Streptophyta, Magnoliopsida, Zingiberales, Zingiberaceae.
AUGGCAAUUGCAAUUCAAGAGAUAUUUCCGAAUUCUCAUCAUCGUCUAUGUCUUUGGCAUAUCAUGAAGAAACUUCCAGCAAAAUUAGGUGGUCAUGCUCAAUACAAAAUGAUUAAGAAACAAUUGAAGAACAUUGUUUAUAACUCGCUUACAAUUGAUGAGUGUGAUGAGAAUUGGUUGAAAAUGAUUGAGGAGUUUAAUUUGGAGAACAAUGAUUGGUUGAAAUCUUUGUAUAAAGAACGGAAUACAUGGAUACCUGUAUAUGUUAAAGAUCAGUUUUGGGCAGGUAUGUCUACAUCUCAAAGAAGUGAAAGUAUGAAUGCAUUUUUUGAUGACUACGUCCAUUCUAAAACAUCCUUGAAGCAAUUUGUUGAGCAGUAUGAUAGUGCUUUGAAGAAAAAAAUUAAGAGUGAAAAACAUUUGGAUUUUGUUUCUUUUAAUUCUAUCAUGCCACUUAUUCUUGGUCAUCCUAUUGAAAGACAAUUUCAAAAUGCUUACACUAACAACUUAUUUAAGUUGUUCCAAGAUGAAAUAAGAGGGUUGAUGUUUUGCAAUGCCUCUUUGUUGAAAGAAGAAGGGACAACUUUGAUAUUUGAAGUAGUAGAAACUAUGUUAGGAAACAAUGGAGAAUCUGGAAUCUUAUGUAGGCAUGUGAUCAAAGUAUUGAUAAGAAUGAAGGUGAUUGAGGUUCCUAAGAGUUACAUUAUUGACCGAUGGCGCAAAGAUAUUAAGCGUGAGUAUCAAAGUAUCAGUAACAUCUAUGAUGAUUAUGGUUGUGGUGGAGAAAGACAUCGGUAUAAUAUUCUCACUCCAUUAAUACAAGAGGUUCAACAACUUGGCGCAAAAAAUGAUGACAAUUUUUCUGUUUUGGUGGAAAUCUUGAAAAACACGAAGGAAAAACUGAUUGCAAGUGAUCUUGAGCAUUCAAGGGUUGAACAACUGGAAAAAGUAUCUGCAUCCGGUGCAAAAAUGAUACACUCUCCAUUAAAAGUAAUAUCUCGAGGUCGUCCACCUACAAAGAGGAAACAAUCAAAGAUUGAACAAAUUGUGAAUAAAAUCAAUUGCAAAGGCCCGAAAGAAACUGAUGGAAAGAAGCUUGAUUACAGACGAGUUCUUAUGGAUGAUGAACAUGGAAAAACUGUGCCAAAUUGGAGGCCUCGAAGGUUGGGUGGUGGACUUGGUACAACUAGGACUGGAAGUGAAGAAUUUACUCAGAAGCAUUCUGUCAGGCUGAGGUACUUGUCAAAGCGCAAAAAUGCCACUGCUUUAUCACAAAGAAUAAGAGCUGCUGAAAUCAAACAGUUUGCAACUGCAGUUCUGAGAACAAGUAGAUUCUAUUGA